AUGGCGACCAACGGCAACGGCGUUCAGGACCCCACCAUUGGCGCAGGCGCCCAGGCGGUGACGGAUCCCACAGACUUCAAGGGCAAGGGCAAGGCCCCUGCGGCCGAGGACGACGACAUGAAGGACGUCCACGACGAGGACGAGGACGAAGAUGAUGACGAGGAUGACGAUGAGGAGGAGGAGGAGGCUGCUGACGUCAUCGACCUUGACAACGUGAUCGGUCGCCGCACGCGCGGUGUGGUCAUUGACUAUGCCAAGGCUGCAGCAGAGAACCCGGUCGAGGAGGACGAGGACGAAGAGGACGACGGCGACUUUGAGGAGCCGGACGACAUGGACGAGGACUAA
Messenger RNA from Sporothrix brasiliensis 5110, 345 nucleotides. RefSeq lists its product as uncharacterized. The transcript has 2 exons. The coding region runs from base 1 to 345 and encodes 114 amino acids. The record is from RefSeq and is a predicted model, not a curated record. Lineage: Eukaryota; Fungi; Ascomycota; Sordariomycetes; Ophiostomatales; Ophiostomataceae.